This is a messenger RNA of Porites lobata, 2355 nucleotides long. NCBI's taxonomy places the organism in Eukaryota, Metazoa, Cnidaria, Anthozoa, Scleractinia, Poritidae. The record is from the annotation of a GenBank genome assembly.
AUGCGAUUAUUUUGUAGCGCUGAAAUGGCCGAGGGCUCGGAUAAGCUUGCUGGGCCGUACAAGAUGCCUUGCCCGUUGUGUCAUAACGGCUUCGAAGAUCCAAAAGUUCUACCGUGUUUACAUACAUGUUGUAAAAAGUGCCUGACGGAAGCCGUGGAGAAUGGUCGUUUGAGAUGCCCGACAUGUCGCCUGAAUGUUCCUCUCUCCGAAGCAGGAAUCGAUGGUUUACCAACGAACAUAUUCAGUCAUAAUAUUUUGGAUGUGUUGGUGCCAUGUCAAGAGAACAUCGAAACCAGCAGCUGGAUCCGAGCGGUGAUUCAACAUUGUAUUUACUGUGGCGAGGGGUCAAUGGUUACAGCUCGCUGUGUGGAUUGUAGUGAACUUUUGUGUGAUAGCUGUGUUCGUGCACAUCAGAGAGUUCGAUUGACGAAAGAUCACCGUAUCGUUACUUUCAUCGAAGAAGCGGCAUUGAUGAGCAAAACAACUAUGGCCACAGCAACUAUCGCAUCUUCACCAAUAACCUCUGUCUCACCAGUCGCGGCGAUUGCCGAUAAAAAUUCUUCUGAGGACUUGGUUCGUUGUAGUAAACACGAGAAUGAACUUUUACGGCUUUACUGUGAAACAUGCUACACUCCGGUUUGCAGUGAGUGCACUUUCAGUGAACAUCGAGGCCACAGUUUUCAGUAUCUUCGAGAGGCCGUCGAAUCUACUAAAGUGAUCGUGGGGAAGUUGAUCACCGAUGCUAAAACGGAGAUUGCUAAGCUAGAAGAAUCCGUGAAUACUUCGCAAACGAUUGCAAAGCAAGUGGAAUACAGAGCGCAAACCGUUUCAAACGAGAUUAGGCAAACUGUAAGAAGGCACAUGGCUGCCCUCGAAGAACGCGAGAGAGAGCUUCUACGUCGCGUGGAGAAAGUGCGCCAAAUUAAGGGCAAAUCACUGCAUUUACAAAUCGAUGAACUUAAGGCUAGUUUAGAAAAAGUAUCGAGCGUAUGCGAGUCUUCAGAGAGAUCGAUCAAACUUAGUACGGAUCGCGAACUUAUCGCCACUAAAAGUCGUUUGUCAGAAACAUUGAAUGAACUGAGAGUCAAACGUGGUUUUCUUCAGCCGCACGAAGAUGACGCCAUCUUAUUCACACCUCCAGAUCAGGCUCUUCAAACGGCUAUUAGUUCUUUGGGGAUCAUUACAAGCAGUGCUUUCGCCCCGUAUUCUACGGCAACCGGCGACGGUCUUCGCCGGGGUAUUCGUGGAAAGGUCGCAAUGUUUAUAGUGCAAGCCAAAGACCAUCAAGGCGAAAACCGCUGUAUCGGUGGGGACCCCUUGCGCGUUCUAAUUCAAGGUCCAGAUGGGAUUUUCUACCACGCUGAAGUGACCGAUCGGCAAAACGGAACUUACACAGUUUCUUAUCGCCCUCAAGUGACUGGAGAGCAUGUAAUUUCGGUGACGAUUCGUGGCCGCCACAUCUCUGAUUCUCCGUUCAAGGUUGCAGUCAUUAAAGGUCGCAAUUAUGCUGGCGUAGGGCCAGUGGUUCGAUUUUUCGGCUCAGAGGGUGAAUCGGACGGUGAACUAUGUCGCCCAUGGGGCGUUUGCUGUGACAGAGAUGGCAAUAUCAUUGUUGCCGAUCGUAGUAAUAACCGUAUUCAAGUUUUCGAUUGCUACGGGAAUUUUCGUCUCAAGUUCGGAUCUGCAGGCUCUAGAAAUGGACAGUUUGAUCGGCCGGCAGGGGUAACUUGUGACAAUGACGGGCGUAUUAUCGUCGCAGAUAAGGACAACCAUCGCAUACAAGUCUUCAACGUUGACGGAACUUUCAUUCUCAAAUUCGGCGAGAAAGGUUGUAAGAAUGGCCAGUUUAGCUACCCCUGGGACGUGGCAUGUAGUAGCGAGGGGCACAUCCUAGUUUCGGACACGCGCAAUCACCGUGUGCAGCUGUUUAACCGCGAGGGCAGGUUCCUUGGCAAGUUCGGUUUUGAGGGUAUCCACUGGAAAGAGUUCGACUCUCCUCGCGGCGUUGCCUUCAAUCACGAAGGCCAUAUGAUUGUCACCGACUUCAACAACCACCGUAUUCUUGUGAUCAAGGCCGAUUUUCAGCAUGCGUGGUUCUUGGGAAUAGAGGGUAGCAAGAACGCCGAGUUUCUACGCCCACAAGGGGUCGCUGUGGAUCAAGAAGGAAACAUCAUCGUUGCCGACUCCAAGAAUCAUCGCAUUCAGAUCUUCCAGCCCAGUGGAAACUUUCUCUGCAAGUUUGGAACUCACGGAAACUCGCCAGGCCAGUUAGAUCGCCCCUCAGGUAUCUGCGUUAGCAAUGACGGGUCUAUUGUAGUUGUAGAUUUUGGCAACAAUCGCAUUCAAGUCUUUUAA